AUGGCCACGGCUGUUGUUGGGAAGAAAAAGGGAGGUGCAACUGUCGAUCUCAAACAGCUACAGGAACCUGACUUUUGGAAGACGCGUAAUGCCAUAUUUGACGAAUUGUAUGCCGCCCAGCAGGAGAAAUAUAAAUCCAUGCAGAGCCCCAUUUCCAUCACCCUCAAUGAUGGAAAGCAGCUCCCUGCCACGAGCUGGCUCACAACGCCUAUUGACAUUGCGAAGAAGUUGUCCAAUUCGCUCGCGGAAAGGGUUGUUGCUGCGCGUGUAAAUGAAGAAAUUUGGGACCUUACUCGACCUUUUGAGGGCGAUGCCACACUUGAGCUGCUUGAUUGGGACGAUGCUGAUGCUCGCCACGUUUUUUGGCACAGUUCCUCCCACGUGCUUGGUUAUGCGCUGGAGCGAGUGUUCCAAACCCGCCUGUCCGUUGGCCCUGCACUUGAGGAGGGUGGUUUCUUCUAUGAGGGUGAGACGAACCGCCCGGUGACGGAAGCGGAUUACACCACGAUAGAGACAGCGAUGCAGGAGUUGGUCAAGAUGAAGGUUCCAUUUCAGCGCUUAACCGUAAAGAAGGAGGACGCCCUUCGACUCUUCCAGUACACAGAGUUUAAGAGCAAGAUACUCGCAAGUAAGGUUCCUGAGAAUGGCACUUGCACGGUGUAUCGCUGCGGGAACCUUAUUGACCCCUGCCGCGGUCCUCACCUCCCCGACACCGGGCGCGUGAAGUCAUUCUCCUUAACAAAGAACUCCUCUUCGUACUUUGAGGGGAAGGCGGAGAAUGCUGUGUUACAGCGUGUCUAUGGAAUUUCAUUCCCAAAGCAGACGAUGUUAACGGAGUGGAAAAAACUUCAAGAAGAGGCCGCCCGUCGCGACCACCGCACUAUUGGCCGGCAUCAACAGCUCUUCCAUUUCCAUGAGGCCUCUCCCGGUAACGCUUUCUGGCUCCCGCAUGGUGCACGCAUCUACAACACACUAAUUGAGUUCCAGCGCAAGCAAUAUCGCCGACGGGGCUUCGAGGAGGUAGUGUCUCCUAACAUGUUCUCAUCCAGGUUGUGGAUGGUCUCCGGUCACUGGGAUAAGUAUGCUGACAAUAUGUUCCUCAUCAAUGUUGAAAAGGAGGACCACGGAAUGAAGCCAAUGAACUGUCCUGGACACUGCCUCAUGUUUGCCAUGCAGCCCCACUCGUACAGGGAGCUUCCUAUUCGUUAUGCUGAUUUUGGGGUUCUGCAUCGAAAUGAGCUCAGCGGUGCUCUUACAGGGCUCACCCGAGUUCGUCGUUUUCAGCAGGAUGAUGCCCACAUUUUCUGUCGGAUGGAUCAGGUGAAGGAUGAGAUCCACAGCGCUCUCAUUUUUCUCAAGGAUGUUUAUGACGUCCUCGGCUUUAAGUUCUUUUUGAAGCACUCCACGCGGCCAGAAAACAAGCUCGGUUCAGAUGAGAUGUGGGAUGAGGCGGAGUCCUACUUGCAGGCAGCCCUCAACAGCUUCUGCGGGAUCCCCGACGAGCUUCCUGACCCAUUUAACAAGGGUUCCACCUUUGUAUACGAUGGCCGCAAGGAGAGCGUUAAAAAACUUCGGGCAAUGCUGAAGAAGCGUGGAGACAAGAAAAACGACGAGAACUCACCCGCAGAUGAUGUGUGGCCGGGCCCAACACAUGAGGAUGCAUGGGAGGAAAACACCGGUGACGGUGCUUUCUAUGGGCCAAAGAUUGACAUCGUUGUUGAAGAUGCUUUGCGCCGACGGCAUCAAUGUGCGACCAUCCAGCUUGACUUCAACUUACCGAAGCGGUUUGGUCUCAAGUACACUCUGCCGAGCAAUGCAGCGGGCGAUGAUGGCCCAGCGCCAAAGGCCACCGAGUGCCACAAAGAUCCGAACGCGGAAUUAAAAGCUGACAAACCGGAGGGGAAGGUGGAGGCUGCUGCGGGAGCACCGAAGUCGUCCUACGAGAAGGCUGCACACGAACUCAACAUUGACCAGCGUUUGGAUGCCAAUCAGGCUCGACCUGUGAUGAUUCACCGUGCCAUUUUCGGUUCUUUGGAGCGCUGCAUUGCGAUCCUCUGCGAGCACUACGGCGGUGACUGGCCCUUCUGGCUGAGCCCGCGGCAAGUUAUUGUCGUGCCUGUUUCGCUCGAGAACGCUGCGUACGCACAAACGGUGCGCGACACGUUUUUUGCUGCAGGCUUCUUUGCUGAUGUGGACAACGGCACUGCGACGUUGGAGAAGAAGAUUCGGAAUGCGGAACUGGCACGGUACAACUUCAUACUUGUUGUGGGACAAGCUGAGCAAGAGGGGCAGAGUGUCAAUGUGAGGACUCGUGACAAUCGCCGGCACGGCACGAAAACGUUGGAUGAGGCAUUACAAUGGUUGCGAGAAUUGGCCGAUAAAUAUGAUCCGUCCUUCUAA
Molecule: messenger RNA, 2400 nt
Organism: Trypanosoma brucei brucei TREU927
Lineage: Eukaryota; Euglenozoa; Kinetoplastea; Trypanosomatida; Trypanosomatidae
Product: threonyl-tRNA synthetase, putative
Exons: 1
Coding region: 1-2400 (799 amino acids)
Biological process (GO): threonyl-tRNA aminoacylation
Cellular component (GO): mitochondrion; cytoplasm
Molecular function (GO): ATP binding; threonine-tRNA ligase activity
Source: RefSeq, a predicted model, not a curated record